Molecule: messenger RNA, 1014 nt
Organism: Parathielavia appendiculata
Lineage: Eukaryota; Fungi; Ascomycota; Sordariomycetes; Sordariales; Chaetomiaceae
Exons: 4
Coding region: 1-1014 (337 amino acids)
Cellular component (GO): membrane
Source: RefSeq, a predicted model, not a curated record
AUGGAGACGGGGGAGUACGUCCAGGGUAGCGUCUACUUCUACGCCCCUAACAAGGGCGCCCCGGUGUUCUUCGCCGUGGCAUUUGCCGCAUCUGGGAUCUGUCACACAUACCAAUGCAUCCGUUACAACAGCUGGCGCCUCACCGGUCUCUACGUCUUCUGCUCCGUUCUCUUCACUGCAGGCUUCGUAGUCCGCGAGAUGGGCGCCUUUGACUAUUCCGAUCUUAUCAAGUUUAUCAUCAGCACCUGCCUGGUCUACGGCGCGCCCCCGCUCAUCGAGCUAGCAAACUACAACAUCCUCGGCCGCAUCCUCUACUACGCGCCAUACCACUCACCCAUCCACCCAGGCCGCGUAAUCACCACCUUCGCCUUCAUUUCAUUCAUCAUCGAAUCACUCAACGGCGCCGGCGUGGCCCACAGCGCCAACAUGUCCCUUCCCGCCCAUGUCCAGGAGAUCGGCCGGUCCCUGCUCAAAGCCGCGCUUGUCAUCCAGCUGGCGGUCCUGGCCUGCUUCGUCCUCCUCGCCGCGACCUUCCACCGGCGAUGCCUCCGCGGGGGGCUGCGCAAUCCCAACCUGCUCGCCUCGCUCUACACGCUGUACAUCUCCACCUUUUUGCUCAGCGUGCGCACGGUAUUCCGCGUCGCCGAGUACUGGAGCAUCGCUCAGCACGAUUUUUAUAAGCCGGGUGGGAUUGACGUGGACGAGCUGUCGCCCGCGAUCCGGUACGAGUGGUUCUUUUGGGUGUUUGAGGCAACCCUGAUGCUGGUCAACCAUGUCUUGAUGAAUGUACGGCAUCCGAGGAGGUAUCUGCCCAAGAGCGCCAAGACGUACCUUUCCCGGGAGGAUGGGGCGACGGAGAUCAUGGGGCCCGGGUAUAAGGACGGACGGCCGUUUUGGGUGACGGUGAUUGAUCCGUUUGAUUUGGCGGGGUUGGUUAGGAGGAGGGAUAAGGAGGAUCGGUUCUGGGAGGUGGAGGGGGAGGGGAAGGGUAGGGCGGCGGAGGGGCAGGUGUAG